ACAUUUCUGAAGUUAGUCAGAUGUUCAUCCGCGCCUAGUUCAGUGAUACGAUGUGUUAGUCAUUAAAAAUUAAUUAAUUUAUUUCAAAGUGAGCCGUCUAAUACUGUCGGUAGUGCGUGCAUGUGGUGUGUUUUUAUAUUUUUAUAUCGUUUGUAGUGUUUUAACAAAUUAGCAACCAUGGCCGACUUGGAUCCCUCGGACCCCGAGUUGAAGUAUUUAUCCGUAGAUAGGAAUUCUUUCAACGAUCCCGCAACUCAAGCAGAAUGGACCCAAAAGCGGUUGGUUUGGGUCCCUCACGAAUCGCAAGGGUUCGUUGCGGCGGCCCUAAAAAGCGAAAGAGGUGAUGAAGUUGAAGUGGAAAUCACGGAAACCGGCAAACGGAUUGUUGUAAAUAAGGAUGAUAUCCAGAAAAUGAACCCCCCAAAGUUCGACAAAGUUGAGGAUAUGGCCGAUCUAACGUGCUUGAACGAAGCUUCGGUCCUGCACAACAUCAAAGAUAGAUAUUACUCAGGAUUGAUUUAUACAUACUCUGGGCUGUUUUGCGUCGUCGUCAACCCCUACAAAAAAUUACCAAUCUACACAGAAAAAAUUAUGGAGCGCUACAAAGGCAACAAGAGGCACGAAGUUCCUCCCCACGUCUUCGCCAUCACAGACACGGCCUACAGGUCGAUGCUUCAAGAGCGGGAGGACCAAUCGAUUCUUUGCACAGGAGAAUCCGGUGCCGGUAAAACCGAGAACACGAAGAAAGUCAUCCAGUAUUUGGCCUACGUCGCCGCCUCAAAGCCCAAAAGCUCAACCGUCUCCCACACUGCUGCCCCCACAUUCAAUUUUGGUGAAUUAGAACAACAGUUGCUUCAAGCAAAUCCCAUUUUAGAAGCGUUUGGAAAUGCCAAAACCGUCAAGAACGAUAAUUCUUCCCGUUUUGGUAAAUUCAUUCGCAUCAAUUUUGAUGCAUCUGGCUAUAUUGCCGGAGCAAACAUUGAAACCUAUUUAUUGGAAAAAUCUAGAGCCAUUCGUCAAGCUAAAGAUGAACGAACAUUCCAUAUUUUCUACCAAUUACUUGCCGGUGCCUCACCUGAACAAAGGAAGGAAUUUAUUUUAGAAGAUCCCAAGACUUAUCUUUUCUUAUCAAAUGGAAACUUACCAGUUCCUGGUGUGGAUGAUGCGGCUGAAUUCCAAUCCACAGUCCAAGCCAUGGGUGUCAUGGGAAUGACAAAUGAAGAUUAUUCAGCCAUUUUCCGUAUUGUUAGUGCCGUCAUGUUGUUCGGCAACAUGCAAUUCAAGCAGGAGCGUAACAGUGAUCAGGCCACGCUCCCAGACAACACAGUAGCCCAAAAAGUAGCGCAUCUCCUUGGUCUUUCGAUAACAGAAAUGACCAAAGCCUUCCUCAAGCCACGUAUCAAAGUUGGUCGUGAUUUUGUAACAAAAGCUCAAACUAAGGAACAGGUUGAAUUUGCCGUUGAAGCAAUUUCGAAAGCAUGCUAUGAGAGAAUGUUCCGUUGGUUAGUCAAUCGUAUUAAUAGGUCUUUAGAUAGGACGAAGAGACAAGGUGCUUCAUUUAUAGGAAUCCUUGAUAUGGCCGGUUUUGAAAUUUUUGAGUUGAACUCAUUUGAACAGUUGUGUAUCAACUACACAAAUGAGAAGUUGCAACAACUUUUCAACCACACCAUGUUUAUCCUAGAACAAGAAGAAUAUCAACGAGAGGGUAUCGAGUGGAAAUUCAUCGAUUUCGGCCUCGAUCUCCAGCCUACCAUCGAUCUCAUCGACAAGCCCAUGGGAGUCAUGGCUUUAUUAGAUGAAGAGUGUUGGUUCCCCAAAGCCACAGACAAAUCUUUUGUCGAAAAAUUAGUCACAGCUCACAGUGUGCACCCUAAGUUCGUCAAGAAAGAUUUCAGAGGUGUUGCCGAUUUUGCCGUCAUCCAUUAUGCCGGAAAGGUCGACUACUCAGCAGCAAAAUGGUUGAUGAAGAACAUGGACCCAUUGAACGAAAAUGUAGUAUCCCUUCUUCAAGCAUCUCAAGAUCCAUUUGUCGUUCACAUCUGGAAGGAUGCUGAAAUCGUAGGAAUGGCUCAACAAGCUCUCAGCGAUACACAAUUCGGUGCUAGAACUAGGAAGGGUAUGUUCAGAACUGUUUCUCAGCUCUACAAAGAGCAGCUAGCCAAAUUAAUGAUCACACUCCGGAACACCAACCCGAACUUCGUUCGUUGCAUCAUUCCAAACCACGAGAAGCGUGCUGGUAAAAUCGAUGCUCCUCUAGUCUUAGAUCAACUUCGUUGCAAUGGUGUCUUGGAAGGUAUCAGAAUUUGUCGUCAAGGUUUCCCCAACAGGAUUCCAUUCCAAGAAUUCCGUCAACGUUAUGAACUGCUAACUCCGAACGUUAUCCCGAAAGGUUUCAUGGAUGGCAAGAAGGCUUGUGAGAAGAUGAUCCAAGCCCUAGAAUUAGACCCUAACCUUUACCGUGUUGGUCAGUCAAAGAUUUUCUUCCGUGCUGGUGUCCUAGCUCAUUUAGAAGAAGAGCGUGACUACAAAAUCACAGAUCUAAUCGUCAACUUCCAAGCUUUCUGUCGUGGUUACUUAGCUCGUCGCAACUAUCACAAGCGGCUGCAACAACUAAAUGCCAUCCGUCUCAUCCAGCGAAACUGUUCAGCCUAUCUCAAAUUGAGAAAUUGGCAGUGGUGGAGAUUAUACACCAAGGUGAAACCAUUGUUAGAAGUCACAAAGCAAGAAGAGAAGCUGACGCAAAAAGAAGAUGAACUGAAGUCGGUGCGAGAGAAACUAGAUAUGCAACUGAAGAAUGCAGAGGAAUAUGAGAAACGUUACCAACAAGUUCUUGAAGAAAAAACUGUGCUAGCUGAACAACUUCAAGCGGAAGUAGAGCUUUGUGCUGAAGCUGAGGAAAUGCGUGCCAGGUUAUCAGCCCGCAAGCAAGAAUUGGAAGAGCUGCUCCAUGAUUUAGAAGCAAGGAUGGAAGAAGAAGAAGAAAGAUCAAACACCUUGACUCAGGAAAAGAAAAAGUUACAACUGAACAUCCAAGAUCUAGAAGAGCAACUAGAAGAAGAAGAGGCUGCCAGGCAAAAACUUCACAUCGAAAAGGUCCAAAUUGAUGCUAAAGUCAAGAAACUCGAAGAAGAUCUUGCUUUGGCAGAAGACAGCAAUGUCAAAUUACAAAAAGAGAAGAAACUUCUAGAAGAACGAGCAGCUGAUCUGUCCCAAGCCCUAGCUGAAGAAGAAGAAAAAGCCAAGCAUCUAGGAAAGUUGAAGGCCAAGCACGAAUCAACAAUCGCGGAACUUGAAGAGCGUCUCUUGAAGGACCACCAACAGCGUUCUGAAAUGGACCGCAACAAACGUAAGAUCGAGACUGAGGUCAAUGAUUUGAAAGAGCAACUUAAUGAGAAGAAAAUACAAGUCGAAGAGCUGCAACUGCUCUUGGGCAAACGUGAGGAGGAACUCGCACAGUCAGCGAUGAAGAUCGAUGAAGAAGGCGCAGGUAAAGCUGCUUCACAGAAAGCUCUCCGUGAACUUGAAUCACAGCUCGCUGAAAUCCAAGAAGAUCUAGAGGCAGAGAAAAGCGCUCGUGCCAAAGCUGAAAAACAGAAACGUGACCUAAACGAAGAACUGGAAGCCUUGAAGAAUGAACUGCUUGACUCCCUAGAUGUCACUGCCGCUCAACAAGAGCUCCGAACUAAACGUGAGCAGGAGCUUGCCUCCCUGAAAAAGACCCUUGAAGAGGAAACCUCAACCCACGAAGUUCAGAUCACAGAAAUGCGGCACAAGUACAGUCAAGAAAUUGCUGUCAUCAACGAACAGUUGGAAGCUCUGAAGAAAACAAAACUGAACCUCGAAAAGGCCAAGCAAACACUGGAAGCUGAAAAUGCGGAUCUUGCCACAGAGCUCAAGUCCUCUGCUCAAGCUCGUGCGGAAUCUGAACGUAAGCGCAAGCAAGCUGAAACUGCUCUUAGUGAAAUCCAAAGCAAACUUAUCGAAGCUGAGCGUUCUAGGACAGAGCUCUCUGAGCGCCUGCAGAAGUUGAACUCAGAAUCAGAAUCAAUAGUGAACCAACUGGAAGAGGCAGAGCUCCGUGCCUCCACUGCCAUUAAGAACGCAGGUCUAAUGGAGACCCAGCUGGCCGAAGCACAAGUACUCCUAGAGGAAGAAACAAAGCAGAAACUUGCUUUGAGCUCAAGGCUGCGGCAAGUUGAGAGUGAGAAGGAGUCUCUUCAAGAGCAGUUGGAAGAGGAAGAAGAAGCCAAGAAAAACCUGGAAAAGCAAGUCGUAGCAUUGAGUUUGCAAGUCAACGAGGCUAAGAAACGAGCUGAUGAAGAGGCUGAACAGGUUACGCAAUUAGAAGAGAUCCGCAAGAAACUGCUCAAGGACAUUGAAACUUUCCAAAGGCAGAUCGAGGAAUUGCAAGCUGCAAAUGACAAAUUAGACAAAUCGAAAAAGAAGAUUCAAGCUGAGCUUGAGGAUUCAAAUAUCGACUUGGAAACCCAGCGUGCAAAGGUUUUGGAACUGGAGAAGAAACAGCGAAACUUCGACAAAGUGCUCGCCGAAGAAAAGGCUGUAUCUGAACAAUUCGCUGCUGAACGAGAUGCUGCAGAACGUGAAGCUAGAGAAAAAGAAACCAAGGUCCUUUCAUUGACCCGUGAACUCGAUGAAUUAAUGGAAAAAGUAGAAGAAAUGGAACGUGCCAAGCGACAGUUGCAAGCAGAAUUAGAUGAAUUGGUCAAUAAUCAAGGAACAGCCGAUAAGAAUGUUCAUGAAUUAGAGAAAGCCAAACGUGUCCUUGAGUCACAGCUAGCGGAACAAAAAGCUCAAAACGAAGAACUGGAAGACGAACUUCAAAUGACAGAAGAUGCCAAGCUUAGGUUAGAAGUCAACAUGCAGGCUUUGAGAACGCAGUUUGAGCGUGACCUGCAGACGAAGGAAGAACAAGCUGAGGAGAAGAGGCGAGGUCUUCUCAAGCAGCUUCGUGACCUAGAGGCCGAGCUGGAAGAAGAACGUAUGCAACGUGCUGCUGCUCUUGCCUCGCGCAAGAAGUUAGAAGCCGACUACAAGGAUCUAGAACAUCAACUUGAGAUGCACAACAAACUCAAGGAAGACGCCUUGAAACAGCUGAAGAAAUUGCAGGCUCAAUUGAAGGAUAUUUCUCGGGACGCCGAGGAAGCACGUGCCUCUCGUGAUGAAUUAGCCGCCAGUGUGAAGGAGACGGAGCGUAGAAUGAAGAGCUUGGAAGCUGAGCUCAUGCAGAUGGGUGAGGAUCUGGCCACCUCUGAAAAGCAGCGUCGUGCAGCUGAAAGUGAGCGUGAUGACCUACAAGAGGAAAUUAAUAGUAAUGCUAACAAAGGAACCUUACUUAUUGAUGAGAAGCGUCGUCUUGAAGCUCGCAUCUCUGCUUUAGAAGAAGAAUUAGAGGAGGAACAGAGCAACUCUGAAAUCCUAAUGGACAGAGCCCGCAAAUCUCAAAUUUCAAUAGAGCAACUUACAACUGAUUUGGCUAGUGAGAGAUCAACCACUCAAAAAUUGGAAUCGAAUAGAAUGCUCCUAGAAAGGCAAAACAAGGAAUUGAAAACGAAACUAUCAGAAUUAGAAACAAAUCAACGCACGAAAACAAAAGCAACAAUCCAAGCGCUGGAAUCGAAGAUCGCCACAUUGGAAGAACAGUUCGAAGUUGAAGCUAAGGAAAGACUCGCACACCAGAAGGCCAACCGCAAAUUAGACAAGAAAUUGAAGGAAGUUUUAAUGCAAUUAGAGGACGAAAGGAGACAUGCAGAUCAAUACAAGGAACAAGUAGAAAAGGUUAAUACAAGAGUGAAAACUCUGAAGAGACAAUUAGAUGAAGCUGAGGAAGAAAUCAGCAGAGAAAAGACGCAGAAACGUAAAGCGCAGCGAGAGCUGGAGGACAUGCUCGAGUCUUAUGAGGCUAUGACAAGAGAAAAUAAUAAUCUGAAAAACAAAAUCAGGCGCGGAGCAACAGGAAUUGGUCUCAGCUCAACGCGAUUGGGUAGUGCCAAACGAGGCUCUGCAGCAUCAGAUGAUUCCGUCAUCAACGACGAAACGCUGGAUGUGAGUGAUGUGAAACCUGAACCUGCCCAAACAGGCAACGAGGAAAUGUGGGCACGCUGAGUCACUCAAAAUUUUUAUGCAGGAAACUGAGCAAGCUCUGAACUCGUGUACAUAACAUUCAGUCAAGGAAAGCAAUCGCAAACUGCAAACUCUCGUACUUAAUCUUGGAAUUACCUCGUGAUUCAAGAAUCGGCAAAGCAAACCUGCAGGUUGCAUCCUGUAUUCUGCGUUGUUGAAUCUAGUUGUCUUGUUUUAACAUUUUUUUGUAUAUUUUUUUAAAGUCUAUCCUGCACCCUGUAUUCGAACUUUUCAUAUCAGAGGCUUGAGUCUAUUGUCACGCAGUAUCUUUGUAUGUCGGAUGUCUUUACAAAUUCUCUGCUGUCAAUAAAUUUCUGUAUAAAAAGAAAAAAUUUUAGUGAUGAAUGUAUUAUUUAUUCCAUUUUUAGGUUAUUUAAUCUUGUAGAUAGGGAAUAAAUUAAUUUAGUUUAAUUUGAAAAAAAAAUUGAGCUGAUUAAAUACAAUCAAAGUUGAAGUUUCAACAAACUCAAAAGUCAGUGAAUUAUUAUCAUUAUUAAAUGUUGUCUUGAGGUAUCCCGUAUUUCUUGCCGUGAAAUGAAGGGAACAAUCUGAUUGUUCUCUCCCCUUGAUUUCCCCUAUACUGGAAUGAGGGGAAAUUACUUAAUGCUCGUUUGCAAGA
Bemisia tabaci is the source of this 6760-nucleotide messenger RNA. The record is from RefSeq and is a predicted model, not a curated record. Lineage: Eukaryota; Metazoa; Arthropoda; Insecta; Hemiptera; Aleyrodidae.